Eruca vesicaria subsp. sativa (arugula) is the source of this 1045-nucleotide messenger RNA. NCBI's taxonomy places the organism in Eukaryota, Viridiplantae, Streptophyta, Magnoliopsida, Brassicales, Brassicaceae. The record is from the annotation of a GenBank genome assembly.
GUUCUUCUUCUUCUUUGUUGUGUGAUAAGGUCAGGCGACAACAAUGGCUUCCUCUGCAACAGCACCAAACUCACUAUCCUUCUUCUCCUCUUCUCUCUUCUUAUCCUCCUCUCACCGAAUCCCUAAAAUCUCCAUCUCCGUCGCGAAACCAAUCUCCGGCAGACUUUCAAAGCCUCUCUCCGUCGCAUCCCAGCUAGCGACACUACCAAUCUUCUCCUUCGAGGGAGAGAAAAUCGGAGAGACUUACCUAGACCUCAAAUCCGCGCCGGAGUACACCGCGCGCGCCGUCGUCCACCGCGCAAUCGUCAACGACCUACAGAACAAGCGGCGAGGCACGGCGUCGACGCUGACUCGCGGCGAAGUCCGAGGCGGUGGAAUCAAGCCUUACGCGCAGAAGAAGACCGGUAACGCGAGGAGAGGGUCUCAGAGGACGCCGCUGCGUCCCGGCGGAGGCGUGGUGUUCGGUCCGAAGCCGAGGGAUUGGUCGAUAAAGAUCAACAGGAAGGAGAAGAGGCUCGCGAUAUCGACGGCGAUUUCUAGCGCGGUGACGGCGGAAGGUGGGGCGAUUGUGGUGGAGGAGUUUGGGGAUAGGUUUGAGAAGCCGAAGACUAAGGAGUUUUUGGCUGCGAUGAAGAGGUGGGGGUUGGAUCCGAAGGAGAAAGCUAUGUUUCUGAUGAUUGAUGUGGAGGAGAACGUUGCGAAGUCGAGUAGGAAUAUUGGGACGUUGAGGAUGUUGACGCCUAGGACGUUGAAUUUGUUUGAUAUUUUGAAUUCGGAUAAGCUCGUGUUGACUCCUGCGGCGGUUGAGUUUUUGAAUGCUAGGUAUGGUGUUGAUGCGUUGGAGGGAGAUGAAGAUGAUGGUGGUGAUGAUGAAGAUGAGACGGAAGGGGCAGAGGAAGCUGAAGAAUGAGCAAGGAGCUUUAUGAGUUUUUCCAACUUUUUUUUUUUCCUUUUUUUGUAGCUACAAGAGAAUAUGUGUAUUUGAUUUAGAUUCUUGAAAGAGAUUGUUCCCAGUUUAUGUUUUCAAGCCUUUAUGAAGUUCCAG